AAAAAGAUGUUAUUAAAGCCAAUCAAGAAGAAAUAUUAUAUUGGUAUUUCUAUGUUAAAAAGUUCAAAGGUAUAGUUAAAAAUUUCAUGGCUAAUAGUAAUAUUAAGGAGAAAAAAGCAAAAGGUCAAGAUAUUAGCAAUUCUUUAAAUGAUUUAUUCAAAACUGGAGUAAGUGCAUUACCUAAGAAGAUAUUAUCGAAAAUUCAG
Diversispora eburnea is the source of this 206-nucleotide messenger RNA. The record is from the annotation of a GenBank genome assembly. Lineage: Eukaryota; Fungi; Glomeromycota; Glomeromycetes; Diversisporales; Diversisporaceae.